Drosophila subpulchrella is the source of this 2907-nucleotide messenger RNA. It is a transcript of the gene spoon, whose product is annotated as A-kinase anchor protein 1, mitochondrial. The record is from RefSeq and is a predicted model, not a curated record. Bases 389 to 2191 code for a protein of 600 amino acids. The transcript has 5 exons. Gene Ontology annotation, molecular function: RNA binding. Lineage: Eukaryota; Metazoa; Arthropoda; Insecta; Diptera; Drosophilidae.
ACACACGUUUUUUUCGGCUUUGUGCAAGCAAAUCGAGUGCAAUUCCAGCGAAAACCCCUUCCUUUGUGCGCGGCGCGUGCAAUUUGGCCAUUUGCUUGUCGCGAAUCGUGAUUCCCCGUAAGGCAAACGAUUGGCAGAGUUUCGGCAAGGGAUGGCAACACUGCCGCACGCCGGCCAUGUUAUUGUGAUUUGUAAAAGGUGGAACGUAGACACGUGUUUAAUUCGUGCAGCUCUGUAGCGCUGAGAAAUCGCCUUAAAUCGCCAGCAAAUAAACAAGUAGACCAUACAAAACACGCGAGUGCAUUAUAUUCAAUUGAAAACCCCCAAAAAUAGUGAGCAAAAUAAGUUAUCCAAGCGGUUGCGAGAGAUCUUUCAAUAUUCAGCGAAAAUGGUAUCCGGUCGUCCUCUACUCUACCUCUCACUGCCCGGUGUAGCAUUUAUACUCGGCGUCUUCUGGUUUCGGCGUAGAAAUAAAAAUCGUUUAGACAAGCCCGAUGACGAGGACACAUCGGCCAUCAAGGACUCUGCGAUUGAGCCCACUGUGCAGGCGCGCAAGGCCAAUGGAGUCCUGCAGAAUGGUAAAUUGCCGCAGCAACCGCCCAGCAAGUCGAUGAACAUCAAUGGAACCAUAGCCAACGGAAGCGGAAGUGGUGGCAGUAAUAGCGGAAGUGGCAGUGAUGAGAAGGAUAGUCCCACUAUGUUGUAUGGCAAAUCCGCACCGAUCAAAAUCCAGAGUAAUGGACGCACUUCAAAUGGCAAACAUCAGCAGCAGAUCGAUUCCGAAAUGCUCAAGUCAAAGAUCCAAGAUGCCGAGCACAAGAAGCUCUGCUCCAUAGAUGAGGAUUUCGAGAAUCUAUCAUCGCCACGUGAUCUACCCGAUUCGGUAAAUACACGUGUAUCGUUUUAUAAUCGUAAGGCCAGUCAAAAGACAGUGGAACCGGUGGUGAUCAAGGCCACACGUACACCGAAGAUAUCGCCGGAGAACUCCUUCCUGGAUACCAAUUACACCACCAAGGAGGAGUGUGAGCAGAAUAACAACUGUGAGCCCAAGGAGAAGGGAAAGAAUGGGGAUGUUGCCAAGGAGGAGACCACCAAGAAGUCCAAUGGGGAGCAAGAGCAGGAACCGGAGCUGGAACCGGAACAGACGGUGCUGAAGGAGGAACUGGUGGACAGUAAUGGCAAUCCGAAGCGCAAUGUGGAUGCGGCCAGCCCAUCGCUGAGCAUUUGCAGCGUUCAGUCGGGCGAUUCCGGCAAGGGAUCCAGUCUGCCCCGCUCGGAGGCGACACGCGUGAAGACCACCUAUGAGUUCCUCUUCCCCAUCAGCCUGAUUGGUCACCUGUACGGCCGCAAGCGGACGUUUAUUAAUCAAAUUAAGGCCAAAACCCUGGCCAGCGUGGUUCUUAGCAAGAAUCCCUAUUCGAGCAAGGUGCGCAUCUGUACCAUUGAGGGUACCGAAAGCGAAAUUGAUGCCGCACUGGCCAUGAUCCGUCAACGUUUGCCGGCCAAGCGGUAUCCCAACUUCACCAUGCAACGCAUCCACUUUGCGCUUCCCCAGACCAUAGUUCCUCUUUCGACCGAAAGCCUCUACAAUCUACAACUGAAACUGAUCGAGGGCAUCAACAAUGAUGUGGUGGUGAGCGCGGUGCUGUCCGGGUCGCAUGUGUUCAUCCAGCACCCGCUGCAUCCCUCGCAUCCAUCGCUGCCCAUGCUGCAGAAGCAGCUGUACGAUAGCUACUCCACCAUGGAGUCGCCCCUGCUGCCCAGUUUGGAGAUCAGUGCCGUGUGCGUGAUACCCAUCAAUGGGGUGUGGUAUCGCGUUCAGAUUGUGGACACGGAUGCCGAGGACGAGGAGCGUUGCCUGGUCAAGUUCCUCGACUUUGGUGGCUACAUGAAUGUCGGCUUUGACACACUGCGCCAGAUCCGCACCGACUUCAUGAGUGUGCCCUUCCAGGCCACCGAAUGUAUCCUGUCCAACAUUGAGCCCAUCGGUGAGACCUGGUCCAUCGAGGCGGCCGAAAUCCUCAACCAACUUACCAAAGGCAUUGUCUUGCAAGCACAAGUCGCCGGCUACAAUAGUCACAACAUACCAGAAAUCUAUUUAUUCGCUUCUCUAGGUCCCAAUAAGGUAAUCUUUAUCAAUAAGGAACUGGUCGCCAGAAACCUCGCAAAGUGGGUGGAGAUGCGUGACUAACAGCCUUCGUGAACAACUGAACUAGUAACCAAGAACUAAAUGAAAACUAAAAGCAAACUUAAACAACAAUCACUCAACACACAAAUCAAGCAACUUGGCAGUGCAACAAGGGAAUGCUUGAGUCUUGUGCAGCAGGCUCCAAAGGGCUGUGUAUCCGGAUGACGAAUGCGGGUGCAGCUUUUUUACAGAUAGCAUGUAGGCACAUAGAAUAUAGCAAACGGUAGAUUCCAGAAGAACUGCCAAAUUGCAGAGGCCCCAAACAGAAACAAAAACAAAGCAACACGUUCGUUAAGUUGUAGAAUGCGACUGAGCCUAGGGAAAAAGCGCCCCCUUAAUCAUUACAUAACAUAACAAACACAACACCCAAACGCAAAUACACACACACACGCAUAUAUGAAUAAGAGCACCUAACACCUCACUAACACACACAUUAUACACAAAAAACAAGGCAAACGUUUGUUUGUUGACUGCCCAGGAUUGGAUACCAAAAUGGGGGAAGGAUCAGGCUAGGUUAUACGGUUUGUGACCUCGUGGCACCAACGGGCGGGCGGGCAUCCUACGGAUCGGCUAGAACUGUCGGAUUUGAGAACGGACCGCUUAAGAUAUUACCAUACUCAGUUUAUAAGUAGGCAUUACUCUACCUAGUGUAAAUAGUUUUUUAUAAAUUUAACAAAAAUGCAAAAACAAAAAUACACUAAAUAUAAACUUAACUAAAA